Molecule: messenger RNA, 5777 nt
Organism: Branchiostoma floridae (Florida lancelet)
Lineage: Eukaryota; Metazoa; Chordata; Leptocardii; Amphioxiformes; Branchiostomatidae
Exons: 28
Coding region: 124-4974 (1616 amino acids)
Molecular function (GO): calcium ion binding; protein binding
Source: RefSeq, a predicted model, not a curated record
UUUUUUAUGAAAAAAUCCGUGAACCAAGAAAUUAAAUUGGAGUGGCCUUAGCACCUAAGGACAUUGUGAGUGAAUAAAGACGAGCGUUGGCGCACGCUUUCACCACUCAGAGCUGCAGACACCAUGCAGUUGAGAGGAUCGACCGACAUGAAGGCCCUGAGUGUGACCUGUCUUCUGUCUCUGCUGUUCGUGCCGUUACACCAGACUGCAUCCGCAGCCGUUCCGGCACCACAGGCAGAACUAGCUGAAGACAACCCUGCCCUGGUAGAUAGAGUUAUCGACAGUGUUCUCGCAGACAAUGGUGAUGAGCUGGACAGUGCCCUGAGAGAAGUCAGAGGCCGCUUGGAUGAACAGGAAGAAUAUGCCACUUCCAAUUCUGAAGAUGCCCAGGUCAACGGAAAAGAGAAAAAGAACAUCUUUACGUCUCAGUUAAAGGAGAUGCUGGACUCUGUGUUGAGCCCAAAUGAUAAGAAACAUCAGACAAAAGCGGAUUCGACACUACAUGGGGGAACCGACGAAAAAUUUACUUCUGGACAAAACACACAAGAUGUUACCGAGAAGAGGAACACAGAGUUGGGUUCGGAAAAAGAACAGGAUGCUAAUGGAAAAGAGAAGAAGACCAUCUCAACUCCCCAGCUGAAGGAAAUUUGGAAGAAUGUUCUGGACCACAACACCGGCAAUCAUCCGUUAGCAGGGGUCAGGCGUGACCAAAGCACGGCAGAAGAAACAAUGCCCGUUGCAGGCAGCGCUGUUGAAACGAUGCCUGUUGCAGAAAACGCGGUUGGUUCCGGUCCUAACACACACGAGAAGAAGAGUGCAAAAGUCUUCUUGGCUCAGGCUGCGAAAGACAUCGGCACAAAGGUAGUAGACAAGCUCGGCGACAGGAUCGCGGAAGGUGUUGUGGAGAACCAUCAGGAGGAGGUAGUGAACGGGUUGCAGAACUACUUUUCAUCCCAACUGGAAGACUUCGACAAGCAGUACCAAGAGGCACUACAGUCAACAGGCAAUCUGGCGGCAGGCUUGGAUCGACCCGUUGAAGAGGCUGACAUACGGGUGAUCCCGUACGGCAGAGGGGAUGACAUGGGCAACACCUUCGUACCAGCAGGCUACGAGAUCAGCCACAGAUAUCAGUAUGCUGAUGAAGAGGAAGACGAACAAGAUGCCAUGACACCUAGUGGUGCUUACAGCUACCCGACCGGACUGGGCCCUGUGAUGAUGAACGGGUGUUUCGGGACCGCGUACGAACCAGGAGACCCUUGUUAUGCAUCUAAGAUACCUCAGACGAACUGCCCCAGUUUGAUCGACGGAGCGACGUUCCUGGGUGUUGGGUUUGACGGGAGAGGAGAGUACUCAGCUGACUCCAGGAAGAGAAGCAUCAUACAACGGUCAUGUAACAACCUUCAAACGUACGAAGAUUACGAGGUGCCUGACACCAUGACAGUCCAAGGCGUUUACGACACAGACGUCGAGUCCAACACCUUUUCCUCCAUGGAGGGAUACAGGCAGUACCUGGAACAGAAGUCCGCCGUCACUUCAGCCACGGCCAUGUUCCAAGAGGAGCUGAACAAGGCGUCUGGGUACGGCGCAGGGGGAGGAGCGUUCGGACUUGGUUGGUCAGCGGGAGGAGGGACCGCCAGUCAGAACGGUCGUCGCUCCGAGUCGUCGAACUUCGAAGCGCGUUCGAGAGCUGAAGGCGGGGUGGCCGAGAAAAACACACAGACGUUCAUGGCAAUGCUGGAGAUCAACGUCCUCAGGUACGAGAUCUUCAUGGACGAUGUGAAGCCUGCCGACCUGAACCUGGCCUUCCUGUGGGACUUCCUUAGGCUUCCGGUGUCUUACUUCUCCAUCGGCGCUGACACGAAGUUCCAAAACUUCAUCCUUCGCUACGGAACUCACUACAUUCAGUCGGCAAAGUUCGGCGGUCAACUGAAGAUCAUCAAGACCAAGGAGGCCAGCUCGGACCUCUCGGUCCGGGCGUUCUCGGAGAGAGCUCAGACGGACUGGAAGAAGACCUUCAGCACCUUCUCUGCAGAAGCCAGUAUGACCAAGUCCAGCAGCUGGUUCCACAAGCAUGAGACCAAGGAGGAAUCCGAGAAUUCUGAAGGAGAGGCCAGCCAAGACACAGAGAAAACUUCACAAGACUCUCAAACUGAGCAGACGAGUUCGUUUGAGUUCAGUAACGAGUUGAUGGUGGUCCAGGGAGGUGACCAGCAGAUCGCCGCAGCCAUCACCGAGAUGUACACCUCCUCCCUCAACACGGAGCUCAAAGCCUGGCUCGACUCUAUCAAGGACUACCCGAAAGCCUUCUCGUUCGUCAUGAAUCCCAUCACGGCUGCACUGGACAUCAACUUCAACUCGCUGUUUCCCAAUGGUGACGUGGACUUCGGCUGCCUGGGACAGAGUGACUUGGAAGUGGAAAAUGGAACAGACCGACGAUACUACAUCCAGGAGAAGACUGUGACAACGGCUGACAACGAGACUCGGGAAGUAUCCGAGAUUCGGUACUGCGACUUCAAUAAGAUGGAAGAACUUGCGGAGAAAGCGGCCAAGAGAAAGUUGGCCCUUGGACGAGCGAUCACUGUUUACCUGGAAGAGGGUCCCGUCCUGAGCACGGACUUCCUGUUGCCCGCUGGAGAGCCCGGAUGUGAAACCGCCACCCUGGCUUACCUGGACGGCAGCAACAGCGGCGCCCCGACCUGGGCCGAACUGGUCAGCGGGGACGAGUUCACCAUCAUCUUCGACAUGCCGUACGGCAUCAGCAGCAUUCUCCAGGCCUGGGAGAUAAUGACGGUCAAGUUUAAGAACAACCGUUGGUUCUCCUUCAGGACAGGGGAAACGCCGCAUCUGUACGAUGGCUAUGACAACGGGGGUAGCAACGACAUCAAUGGACAUAAGGUCAGCAUCCAAGGCCUUGUGAUGACGUAUGAUGAGGAGACGGGAGUAUUCACGGUGACAGAAAGCGACUUGGUGGCUGGCUGGGUGGAAGGACAGCAGGUCGCGAGGGCGGAGUACCACUCACUGCUUCAACAUUUAAGCAAGCAAAGCUCUACUACGGGCGAUGCACCUUGUAACAUCAAGUGGUCCAAUGCUCACCGCCUUGAUCCAACCAACGGAGGAAAGUGUAUCCACUUCACCAUAGCGUCGGAGGGCGACAUCUUUAUCGUGUUCGCCGGAAUUCCGCAGAAACACGAGACCUGGGUGUAUGUACAGAUAUCGCCAGAAGGCGUCGCACUCUACAAGUCCAUGCGACUGCUGACAACACAGCUCCAAGAUGGCGCAAGUAGUCUGGGAUCUUCCAACUUGUACCAGUCGUACUUCGUCUGCAUAACGGAAGAUACCGCCGGCGGGGUGACAACCAUACAGUACGGCAAGACGCCAGAUAACGAGGAGCGGCCCCAUGUCUGGUUAGACUUUGAGAUUGACGAGAUCCUCAGUCUUCAGUAUUACGCGUUUGGCAGUGGGAUGUACCCGGUCAAGGUCAUGGGCGUGUCCAUUAUAGAUCAACCGGCGCAAGACUUCAUCGUCUGCCGGGAGGGAACGAGAAAGGACCACGGGAGGUGCUCGCAGCAGUGUCACGAGGAGUGUGAUGGGUGUAGGACGACCGGAUCUGACUCACCAACAGACUGUAUAGCAUGCAAACACUACAGCGUGGGAUUCCCAUACAUAGAAGGGGACAGUGGUUCCUUCACAUGCGUGGCUACCUGUCCAGAACACAUGGAACCGGCUACUGACACCAAGAAGUGUACCUGCAUGAAACAGAUGGAAGAAAGCGGCGAAGGAGGAACUGUGACUUGUGUAACGGAAUGCCCGCUCACCCACUACGACGAUGGAAAUGUGUGCAAAGUGUGCAGUACCUUCUGCAAAGAUGUGAGUGGCAAGGGGACACGAGUUUGCACAGGGCCUAACAGUGGCGACUGUAGUGUCUGCCGGUACACCACUUCGGAUGGUGCCUGCUUGGAAGGCUGCAGCCCGGGCCAAAAGGCUGUUGCACAAGACGAAGGUGGGUUCAGAUGUGACCAGUGCCAGCCUGGUCAUAAGUGUGUGAGAGGAGACGAGAUGGAGGAAAUCUGCCCCGCGGGGACCUACAGCAGCCCGGAGAGGACCAGCUGUCUGGAAUGUACAGCCGGCCAGUUCAGCAGCUCGGGAUCACAGUACUGUCAGGAGUGUCCCUCUGGGAAGUACAGCGCGAACAGCGGGUCCAGCACCUGUACAGCUUGUCCUUCCGGACAGUACAGCUCCAGCAGCGGGUCCAGCAGCUGUCAGGUCUGUCCAGUUGGGCAGUACAGCGCAAGUACCGGGGCCACGAGCUGCCAAGACUGUCCAGCCGGACAGUUCAGCAGAGUUGGAGGGUCCAGUAGCUGUGACGACUGUCCCGCAGGGCAGUACAGUGCGGAUGCCGGGUCCAGCAGCUGUGAGGCUUGUGCUGUAGGAUACACCAGCGAAGAAGGAGCUACAGAGUGUUAUGACUGGGACGACUGCUCACCCAACCCCUGUGAGAACAACGGAGUUUGUACCGACGGCGUUAACUCGUUCACCUGCGCCUGUCAGGACCGAUACACGGGUGACAGAUGCCAGGUGAGACCAGCAUGCCCAGCCAACUUUAUGGAGUAUGGCACAAAAUGCUUCCAUCUCGGAGAGUCAACCAUGAACUACUAUACAGCCAGAAGUAGAUGUAGGGCGGCGCAGUCCCAACUCGCCAUGCCCAAGGACGAAGCAACAAACACAUUCAUCGCCGACCUCAUCAGAGGCAGUCAAAGAUCUGGCGGCAGCUACUGGAUCGGGCUGGGCUUUGAUGAGGACGUGGACUGGUGGACGUGGGAGGACAACACUCCUCUCGGGUGGAAGAACUGGAAACCGGGUGAACCAAACAACAGUAAUGAGAAUUGUGUGCAUUUUCUUCCGGGCAGCGAUGAGUGGGGCGGUGGAAUCUGCGGAGCUGAAAUGUACUAUGUAUGCCAGAGGAACGCCGAGUGAAGUCCAACAGCAUGGAUCCAGCCCGGACCCGCUUCUAAUGUACUGCUGUGUAUGAUUAUCCUUGCAUAACCGGCUUCCGUCACACUUUCUCGCUAAGGCUAUCGUCACAUUUCCGAAUCGGGGCGCGGACGGGAUGUUUUAAGAAACGGAAAAUUACAAUGUAUACCUAGAAAUAUGCACAAAUCAUGCCCAUGAAUCAUAUUUUAACAUUUUGUGUAUUUUGAUACAUUUUAUAUAAUUCUUGUUGGAAGGGUCCUCAGGGGAAUUCAAGAAGUUGUUGCUACAGUAUUCGUUAUUCGUCCGCAUUCAGGCUUCAAUUAUUGGUAAAUUUAACCCCAAAUGAUUCAAGUAUAACUAUUAAUUCUCUGAGGAAUUAGUGCCCACUAGCAUCACCUUUACUCAGUAUGGCAUGUACACAAGGUACCCUAAUUGUAAGUAUGAUCCACUCAGACCGGGAAGGACCCCUACUCUUUUCGAUAAGUGCGGUGGGUUCGAAGUGUGGCUCUCCUAAAACACGGGUCCUCCAUUUAACGUUCUGUCCGAGAGACGGCUUGCGUGGUGUACUAGUAUUAUAUGGCGUUCGACUCAAAAUGUGCAGCAAAGUGUAUCUGUUUUUUAAACUAUCUAUCAACUUUUUCUGUUCAGACUUUUAGAAGUGUCUAAAUAAGUGUUUUUCAUUAUUAUAACUAUAUUAUAAUUCUUCUUCCCUAUUAUGUGCACAAUCAUUAACUUGAUUAGUUUGGCAUUUAUUUGGUGCAUCGUGCUACCUUAUCUGUAGUUUUUCAUUUUAUUCUAACAAAAAA